AUGGGAACAAACUCGCCAAAUCCAAUUCCUUUUUCCGAACCGCCAUAUCUCUGCGGCCUUCCCUCACCAUACUACACAGAAUCUCAUCGUCGGUUUCAGAAAGCAUGCCGGGCAUUUAUCUGGGAGCAUCUGCAUUCCCAUGCCAUGGAAUGGGAGCGGGAGGGCACUGUUCCACCUCACGUAUUUGAAGUAUUUGGCAAACACAACAUGCUACUUCCAAACCUACCAUCUCCUUUACCAGUUGCAUGGCUGAAGAAGCUAGGUAUUCAUGAUAUCUUGGGUGUCAAGGUUGAAGACUGGGAUUUAAUAUACACCGGUAUAUAUUUGGAUGAGAUGUCGAGAUGUGGGCUGAGCGGGCCCCCGACCUCAUUGACAGCCGGUUUUGCAUUUGGAAUUCCGCCUAUGCUUGCAUUUGGUAGCCGGGAGCUACAGGAGAAAUUUCUCCCUGAUAUGUUGACUGCCAAGGUCAGGUCGUGCAUUGCAAUCACAGAACCUGAUGCAGGUAGUGAUGUUGCGAAUAUUACUACCACUGCAGAGAAGAGUGCGGAUGGGAAGCAUUACAUUAUCAAUGGCGAGAAGAAAUGGAUCACCAAUGGAAUCUGGUCAGAUUAUACCACUAUGGCCGUACGUACUGGUGGCCCAGGACCAGCCGGUCUAUCUAUGAUAGUCGUGCCAUUGAAAGGUUAUCCAGGCGUAACGAUGCGUCGACUCCCGGUCUCAGGUCAAGUUUGCGGUGGCACCACGUACAUCGAACUGGACAAUGUCAAGGUACCGGUUGAAAACCUCAUCGGCCAAGAGGGACACGGUAUGAAGUAUAUAAUGACCAAUUUCAACCACGAACGCCUCACCAUUGCUGUUGGAGUUACUCGUCAGGCUAGAGUUGCUCUCAGUGCCGCCGUCGAAUACUGCAUGAAGCGCGAAGCGUUUGGCAAGACCCUGAUGGACCAGCCUGUGGUAAGGCACAGGUUGUCUAAGGCCGGUGCGGAACUGGAGUCCAUGUGGGCUUGGGUAGAGCAGUUCUUAUAUCAAAUGAGCCAUAUGCCAAAGGCAGAAGGAGAUAGGAAGUUGGGUGGCUUGACUGCUCUGGCCAAGGCGAAGGCUGGGAUGGUUCUCAAUGAGUGUGCUCAGGUGGCAGUGUUACUCUUCGGCGGACUGGGAUUCACAAAGUCAGGACAGGGAGAAUUAGUUGAGAAAAUAUUGAGGGAUGUUCCUGGAGCUCGGAUACCUGGGGGUUCCGAAGACGUAUUACUUGAUCUUGCAGUUCGACAACUUGUCAAGAAUUUCAAGGCUGAAGCUAAGAAGCUGGGGCCGGCUGCAAAAUUAUGA
This is a messenger RNA of Nannizzia gypsea CBS 118893, 1326 nucleotides long. Its product is annotated as long-chain specific acyl-CoA dehydrogenase. The transcript has 4 exons. Gene Ontology annotation, molecular function: flavin adenine dinucleotide binding; oxidoreductase activity, acting on the CH-CH group of donors. The coding region runs from base 1 to 1326 and encodes 441 amino acids. NCBI's taxonomy places the organism in Eukaryota, Fungi, Ascomycota, Eurotiomycetes, Onygenales, Arthrodermataceae. The record is from RefSeq and is a predicted model, not a curated record.